AUGAAUCGCUUCUUGGGGAAACUGAGCCGCCGAGACAGCUCACCAGCGACAAGCAGAGAUGUGACCCCCGAACAUGCCGACGACUCACCAGCCGCUGAUCUCCUUCGGGAAAUGAAAACCUUUUGCGAAUCUAGCAGCAGCCCCGAGAACUCAGCAGGCAAUGAAUUCGUUCAUCUCCCUCGAAUCGUCGAAAUCGCUGAAUCAAGCCCCGCCGCUGCUCAAGAAGCCGCCUACCGCAUUCGCAAAUACCUCUCUACCCCCCAAACAACUCCAAACCACAUUCAAUACAAUGCGAUCAUGGUCAUGCGCAUCCUAGUCGAUAACCCCGGGCACACAUUUACCCGAAACUUCGAUACCAAAUUCGUCUCCGUCAUGAAAGACCUCCUCCGCACUGGUCGCGACUGGCACGUUCAGCACUAUCUGCGCCAAUACCUAAACACUCUCGAAGGAAUUAAGCGCGAAGAUCCAGAUCUCCAACCUCUACUGCAAAUGUGGGCGAAAGAGAAAACCAAGGGCGACAGGUCCUUUAUGGAUCGCUUCCCCCAUUUGAGCGCAACUAGUAGCACUGCACCAAAUGCUGCUGGGGCUGCGGGAUAUCAGUCAUCUCGUUAUAUGCCGCCUCCGCCUGCGCCGACUGCUUCUCUUCCUACUCCGGGUGAGCUUGCAGCAAGAGUAGAGGAGGCGAGGAACUCUGCGAAAUUGCUUACACAAUUUGUGCAAACUACGCCUGCGGCGGAGAUGGAUGGAAAUGAACUAAUUAAGGAGUUUAUUGAUCGCUGUCGUUCUUCUUCGAGGCUUAUACAGUCGUAUAUUCAUUCUACGAAUCCCACACCAGACGAGGAGACGCUUCUUACUUUGAUCGAGUGUAAUGAUGAGAUCUCUGUUGCGCUCUCGCAGCAGCAACGGGCUAUGCUUAAGGCUCGCAAGGCCCGGGGCUCAGUGAGUCCUGCUGCGAACUCCAAUGGGAAUGGGAACGGGAACAGCAAUGGCUCCACGAGGGGUUCGCCUCCAACUCUCGGUGAGAAUGCUGCGUCUGGGAACACUGCCAUGACUGGUGGUCGCAUUACGAAUGUCAGGGAUGAUACCCAAGCCGAGUACGAGUAUAAUGCGGCGGAUUUUGAGGUGCAGAAUCCAUUUGCUGAUGAUUAUGCUACGCACGAGGCUGGCGGAGCGCAUAAUGCACAGAAUAGCGAGCAGGGUGGGCGUGUGCAGCCUCAUUCUGCGGAGCAUGCGUAA
Penicillium angulare is the source of this 1236-nucleotide messenger RNA. RefSeq names its product VHS and GAT domain-containing protein. NCBI's taxonomy places the organism in Eukaryota, Fungi, Ascomycota, Eurotiomycetes, Eurotiales, Aspergillaceae. The transcript has 5 exons. Gene Ontology annotation, cellular component: actin cortical patch. The record is from RefSeq and is a predicted model, not a curated record. Gene Ontology annotation, molecular function: ubiquitin binding; phosphatidylinositol binding. Gene Ontology annotation, biological process: actin cortical patch localization; endocytosis; actin filament organization. The coding region runs from base 1 to 1236 and encodes 411 amino acids.